Messenger RNA from Sphaeroforma arctica JP610, 2745 nucleotides. RefSeq lists its product as hypothetical. The record is from RefSeq and is a predicted model, not a curated record. Gene Ontology annotation, biological process: tRNA 5'-leader removal. The transcript is spliced from 5 exons. Bases 40 to 1905 code for a protein of 621 amino acids. NCBI's taxonomy places the organism in Eukaryota, Ichthyosporea, Ichthyophonida. Gene Ontology annotation, molecular function: ribonuclease P activity; protein binding.
CAUGGUAGAGCCUUUCUAAGUUCAUUCUGCGGGCAUAAGAUGAGACAACAUGUAUCAGGACGAUGGCUGGGGCUGGGUAUCGGUAAAAUAAUCCGUUGUAAUGGCGUUAGAGGUCCACUCCACUUGAGGUGGAGUGGACCAAUAUGUAUGUCGGCAGACCUAUCCAACACUGUUGCGCGGGAUUUUGCAAGUACGCACUCGAGUGGGCACGCAAAGAGAUUCAGCGGUCAACGGAAUACUAUACAAAACUUCACUAGCCAGAUCUCGUCUAAUGUACGUGUACAUACUUGUGUACUCUCUCGGAUAGCUCGCGAUGUAAGACGCUGCAAAUACACUGAAACUUCUACUUCUGUGCUCAAGGACGGAAAACCAACGAGUCCAACGAGUCUAGCAUUCAAGGGAGAUGCGUCUGAACGUGCCACCGAAUAUAAUAAAGUGCUCGUGGCCUUUGAAAAGCUCAAGAGAGGGCUCAAGAUAAAGCCAAACUUUCAACCCGAGUAUCUUCCUCAGAAUGCACAAGAGCUAGUAGAGCAUCGCAACAAGUUUUGGGCAGGCGGUCUGUCGGCAAUUUCAUUGCAGCACGAGCUAUUCUUGUUUCAUAUAGUGUGUGAGGCAAAUCUUUACACCUCAGCUAAGGAACUUUUUGCGGUAUGUAUAGCAAGAGGAGCAGACAAGAGCAUGUUGCACUCGCAGUUUAUGCUUGUUGAGAGCUCACAGAACGGUAUAAAGGGUGCUCUGCGCGUUUUAAAUGAGAUGCAAGGUGCAGGCAUCCCUAGAAGUAGGCGUACAUACACAAACGCACUGAUUGGUUUAAAGGGUCACAAACAAUCAUUGAAAGACGGUCUAGAGCUGGUUAAAAUUAUGUCAAACGAUACAUCGAACGGUGGAUUAAGCGCGCUGGGCGUAGAUGAAGUUGCGAUCCUGGAGUUACUAGACCUAGGGGACGGAGGUGAGCUGAGGGAUCGCAAACUGGUGAUGCAGGUACUCAGCCUGGCGCGUGAUAAUUGCUUGGCGUUCUCGAACGAGGGGAUGGAUCAAUUUGCUUGUUGGCUGAAAAGAGGCGUUCUUGGCUCGGAAUGGAAUACGGGAAUGACCACUGUAAGCCCUGGUGGAGUUUGCAGCAGCUGUCAAAAUCAAGUCACGGGCGUCAUGCUGAGUAGCGAGAACAAAGCCGCACUGGCGCGUGAGAUCAGUCUGAUGAUGGACGACGAUAUCGUGAAGGGGUUGCGCACGAAUAACAAGAUGAUGAAAUACGACUUGGUGGUCGAUGCCAUGAAUGUGUGCCAUGAUGCGGGAGCAACCAAACGCAAACCAAAUAGCACCAAUUGGAACUUAAAAAAGCUCCAAGGACUAGUAAAGCAGGUGACGGAUGAUGGCUUGUUCCCUCUUAUGACUAUCAGACAACACGUGAUCAAAGACGCACCGGCCCAGAGUCGCCCAUUCCUAGAAAAGCUGUACAAGAAUAAGCAAUUGCUUGUAGUGCAUGAAGAUGUUCCUGAUGAUUACGUCUGGGUGCUCAUGGCCCUGUGGAAUGAUAUGAACACCCUGUUUGUCUCCAAUGACAAACUACGAGAUCACGAACAUAAGUUCGCUGGGCUAUCGCCGUAUCUGCAGCCACUGUUCAGGCUGUGGAGACAGUCCCACCAAGUGUGCCACCAAUACGUCAAGAAUCAGUGGUACGUGGGAGUGCCGCGCACAUAUGAUCUCGUUCCCCAGUUCGACAUCCCUGUGACGCACAUGCACAUACCCAGAGUGGCAGAUACGACGGGCUCGUACCUGAUUCCCAGUAUGAACGACAGGUGGCUCUGUGCCACUCAGGUGGAUGCCGACGCACUGCCCACCGAAACAUCAGCCGUUCAUGCUGAAGCAGCUGCGAUGCACACCGAUGGAGACUCAAAAAGCUAAAUCAGAUCGAUCAAUUCGCUCGAGGAUGGUCAUAUGUGCCUGCCUGGGACAGCGUCGAUCUUGCGUGGAAACGGAUCCUACAGUUGUACGAGGAAUCACAAGGGGUGUGUCUCUUCGAUUUAAGGAUGUCGGAUCUCAGCGGGAUUGUGUGUUUACUUCGACACAAUUUUUGGAUUGCCAAAUGUGACUGAUUUAUCUGCCGGGGCAUGGUUUGUGUAUACUACAUACAAUUUCUGUAUAUUAUCAGCGACAUGUUGGUGAGCGCGUGCUCACACUGAGCGUUAUUGGAAAACUCGCACAACCUUUGCGGGGGUUGCACGUCAAUUUAGAUGCCGAGGUGCUUUCGAUUUGUAACUGUAGUUUUGCUGGGCAGUAUUGAUUGAUGGAUAUGCUCGUACAUGUACUUAUGUACGUGUACGCUGGGAAGGAGAGGGUAUUGCACCGUAUGAUUCGAUCCACGCAAGAUUUCCGGCCACCGUAUGUAUUCGAUUUUUAACAUAGUAUCAUAUGUCCUGUGAAGCCACCACCAAGACUAAAAGCACUACCAGACUGAGUUUGAACGCACCUUCAGAAUAUAGUACAGAACGACCCACAGUACGUAAUGGGUCGAAUUAGCACUUCAACUUAACGGAGCGCGAGAAUUAUGGGCGAGUUGCUGAUAUUGGCUUAAAAUCCAAAAUGGUCGAGAAUUAGUUCGCGAAUAAUACAAAGUCUCUUGCGAAUUGCAUUCGGUGCUAUAUUUGUCGCCUCAUUGAGAUAAAUUCCUGGACCAGUCUAAUGAUCGCGUGUUUUCCAUCACAACAGUGAGUGUACGUGUUUUUUUUUAAAUUUUCUAAAUUU